Messenger RNA from Mercenaria mercenaria, 918 nucleotides. RefSeq lists its product as uncharacterized. The record is from RefSeq and is a predicted model, not a curated record. The coding region runs from base 78 to 842 and encodes 254 amino acids. The transcript is spliced from 11 exons. Lineage: Eukaryota; Metazoa; Mollusca; Bivalvia; Venerida; Veneridae.
CUAGGAGACUCUACGCAUGUAUGAUAAGGUACGUCGUUCACUGGCGACACUGAAAGAAUACAGACGGAAUCGCCGACAUGUAUAAACUCACAGUCUUCAUUUUAUCAGUAUGUGCGCUCUCAGCUGUAACAUCCAGCAGCGGCACUACAUCCUCUAAUUUGAUAAGAUGUCGGCUAUGUAAUAGAGCUAGCACACUUUCAGACUGUAACAAACUUGUCACAUGUGAUAGUACUUUGGAGUACUGUUACAUGGACGAGCUGUAUACUGAUCAGCUUACUGUAGUAUACGAAGGUGGCUGCAGGUCGAAAGACGUAUGUUCCCAGUCAGGAAGAAAGAGGAGAGCCGAUCAAGUAACUUGCUCAAGAUGUUGUGAUUUUGAAGAGGACUGUAACAAACGUCUUUGUGGCAUAAAAGAUGAUACUGUAAACUCGUCUCAAUGUUAUUCUUGCGAUCACAGAAAUUCCGAGCAAUCUGAAGUAAAGGACCCAAGGAAAUGUGUCACAUUAGACACGUGCCAGCCCAACGAGAUGUGUUAUGCCAACCAGGCCGACAUUGGCGGCAAAGCCUCCUUCUUUUACGGUUGUAUGAGCAAACUGCGAUGCGGAAUUCUUAUGCAACAUGCAUACGAAUAUUAUAAAGUCUGUGUGGCUAACGUCACUGCACCGCCCUUUGGAGACCGGCUUAACUAUUGCGGAUACACUGCCAAACGAUCAACAGAUCUAUGUCAUUCCUGCUGCGACUACGGCGGGUGUAACUACGGAACAUGUAAAGAAUUAAACGAUCGGAUGUUUAGUCUGGCAAUUCAAGGGAAGUUUGACAUGAACACACUAAAACCUACAUAAAUAUUAGAAACGAGCUGUUGCAUGUCAUCGGCAUUCUUUUCUAUAAGAAAAUAAAAAAUGACAUGUAGUACUGAAA